AUGGCUAAUUAAAGUACUAAAGACAACAGUAUUAUUUCCGGAUAAAGCAAGAAAAAGAUUCCAACCAAGUAUAUACUAUCUGAGUACCAGAGUAAGAAAUCUGAAAAUCAAUUAGCCUAUAAGUCUGAAUAACAGAAAAUUGAAGAAUAGCUUAAAAUACUAACUUCUUAUCAAAUCAAUGACCAUUCGUAGCCAUUAAUGUCAAAUAUUCAAGAUAUAACGAAUAAUGAUUAUGAUAAGUUAUCUUAAAUUGAAAGUCUUUCAAACAGCUAACCCACAUGA
This is a messenger RNA of Stylonychia lemnae, 282 nucleotides long. NCBI's taxonomy places the organism in Eukaryota, Ciliophora, Spirotrichea, Sporadotrichida, Oxytrichidae. The record is from the annotation of a GenBank genome assembly.